Cutaneotrichosporon cavernicola is the source of this 615-nucleotide messenger RNA. RefSeq lists its product as uncharacterized. The transcript has a single exon. The coding region runs from base 1 to 615 and encodes 204 amino acids. The record is from RefSeq and is a predicted model, not a curated record. NCBI's taxonomy places the organism in Eukaryota, Fungi, Basidiomycota, Tremellomycetes, Trichosporonales, Trichosporonaceae.
AUGCUCACGGCCGAGGGUAUCCGUGCUUUGAAUCCCGUCGAGCUCGGCAACUUGGUUGCCUCCCUCGAGGCCUGGACGGGGGAGCGGGUCACCUUUCCUUCCCUUUCCGCGACCCCUCAGCGCCUCUCCAGUGUUAGCGAGACGUCCACAGCCUGCUGCUCCGUUCUCGCUGCACCUGCUACCUAUCCUCCGGUUAAUGCCACGGAUUCCACCCCACCCGGUCGGUUAAGCCCUGUUACUCCCGUCUUACCUACUGUCCCACCCAAAGAUGUCCCUCCUACUCCCACCCGCUCUGGACCCAGCGCAAAAGCCAAGGUUCAGCCUAAAGCUAAGUCCAACAGGGGCAGGAAGACCCACAAUGCCGCGGAACCUGGUACGCAGGUGGCUGCGCUUCGUCGGAAGCGCCAACCCCCCGCGUUGAAGCCGCCUCCAGACACGAACGGCCACCCUGACGAGGGGGUCGACCAAGACCCAGCGCCGUCUUCGCCCUUCACGACGACAACAUCUCGCCUCCUCUUCGUCGCACCUGUGACCACUGCAAGUGAGGGUUCGGGGUCCAGUGAAGCGCCUGCGCCGCGCCGCGGCCCUACCUGGGCAUUUAUGGAGAGCGCAUGA